This is a messenger RNA of Trametes versicolor FP-101664 SS1, 1662 nucleotides long. RefSeq lists its product as uncharacterized. The record is from RefSeq and is a predicted model, not a curated record. NCBI's taxonomy places the organism in Eukaryota, Fungi, Basidiomycota, Agaricomycetes, Polyporales, Polyporaceae. Bases 1 to 1662 code for a protein of 553 amino acids. The transcript is spliced from 5 exons.
AUGAGCCGUCACGAGAUGCAUGAGUUGUACGCGUUCUACGAGAAUCAUUUGCCAUUCCACACUGUUCGUCUGCCGAAGGUGGCGUUGGCCGAGAUUCUAGAACACGUCACUCCGGCGAUAAUCGACGUCUCCCUCCUUCGGCACCACUCGCAACCUGCUUCCACGAAGCUGGCGAUCGGGAACACAUAUUCGAGGUUCAAAGAAACCGAGCUUUUCUUUGCAGGUGAUCGAAAGGAGCCACUUGCCAUUAAUAUUAUUCGCAUCCCUCCCCGCGACAUCGAAGCCCUAGGCAUCCUUGGCUUCGUUGCCGAGACCUCUUUGGCUCCACCCAUGGAGACUGCCAGAGGAAAGUCGUUCAGUGUGGAAACUUCUCUUGCUUUCAAUGGCGGAAACAUUCCUUCUCGCACAAAAGAAUGCCCACAGACCAUCCAGCUCACCUUGACUUUCACUUCCGUUACCGAACGCACUAUAGCUGACUUCAUGCUCGGGAAGCCCAUGAUAGCCCGUUUCUGCAUCGUGAACUCCAUUGGUGUCCCGGCCGGCGACUUCCCCUGUCAAACCUCUCCAUCUGCUAUCCCCGGCCCGGAAGAAGUCAACAACCCUUCCUAUGUCAUGACACGAGCUCCCUGUGUCGACGGUAACAAAGAUAUCAGCCCCGAGAUCGAGAUCUACAGAUAUCCCGGGAAUCGCGUCAUCGCAGACGCUGGGUUUACGAUCUAUGCCGACCCCGAUUGGGAGAAGGAGACUUGCACUGUUCGUUUUCUGCGCGUAUCAUUGGCAUUUAGCAACGCCUUGGGACACGUAGCCACGUCCGGGGACGACCCCGAGCGCCUGAUCUACCUGUCCAUUCAACUCUCGGAGAAGUACCGCCACACUCGGCGCAUUGCGGACAGGACCUUGCCAGGCGAUCUCCCGCCGUCGCAAACUGCAGGCGACAUCUGCGAACCCGCUACUCCCUCUUCCGACAACGAUGGUACUAGCCAGGAUGCCGAGGUGCUGAAGGUGACCGACCCUCCGGAAAACUCGGUACCACUGAGCGAGGCGUCGUCUCAAACGCCGCUUUCCGAUUUGAAUGAACCUACCGCACCGGAAAAUGGUGAAUCGUCGUUCACCGUCGACAAAUCUGACUCUCCAAAUUUGCAGCGGCGCACCCCACCCGACCAGCACGCCGAUCCUGAGCGCACCGCUGAGCCGCAUGAUGAUGGAGCCGCAGAGGCUCCGGGUACUGCCAUCCAGCCCGCGUCAUUUCCGAGCGAUAUGCGUCCUCGGAGAGCGGAGAGCGAACGACCCGCCGCGGAGCUGGAAGGCAGGGCUUCGUGUCGAACGUCUCUGUCCUCGGUUUCGUCGGAUCGCCAGGACCAAGCACUGCCUAUAUCGGGCGACCCAGAUCCCGACAAUGUCCACGAAGGAGGCGAGCGUUCAGAUGUGGGGCACAGCGAGCGCGACGCUCUGCGGGAAGAAGUGUCGACCUUGAAAGCUCAGGUCGCUGAUCUGACAUCCAAGAUGUCGUCGCAGAUGGAGGAGAUACGCGCUAGGUUCAAUGCCGAGCCCUCACCAGUUCCAGCUGCUGGAACCGACAGGAAGGAGCGGCCCUCUCGUCGUCUUGUCUUCUCCAAGGCUCGUAGGAAGGGAUUAAUGAGCAGCCGGAUUGCCCACCUCUGA